Lasiosphaeria miniovina is the source of this 822-nucleotide messenger RNA. RefSeq lists its product as uncharacterized. NCBI's taxonomy places the organism in Eukaryota, Fungi, Ascomycota, Sordariomycetes, Sordariales, Lasiosphaeriaceae. The record is from RefSeq and is a predicted model, not a curated record. The transcript has a single exon. The coding region runs from base 1 to 822 and encodes 273 amino acids.
AUGGAUGCUCUCGCUCGCGUGAUGCGGUGGGGAACUCCAACUCAUCCUUGCCUCACCAUCGAGUACUUGAAACCCAACAACUUGUAUAUCACACUCGCCUGGCAGGCACAUGUAGCCCUCGCCCGGCAUCACGAGGGCGACAAGCCGCUUACGGCGCAAAAACUGCAAAGCCGCCUUGCAGGGCUGCGGGAUACACAAGCAAAAUUCAUAUGUGCUGAGGUGGAACGAGGCCAACAGCUCGAGUCAAGAUUAUUCGACCCGAACCUCUGCCGCUGCCUUCGCUACGCUAGCAUGGACAAGAAGUGGCGACACCCUCUAGACGAGACGCUGCUAUUGCAGUCGCCCAAGUUGAAAAAUCGACCGUGUCACAGCGAACCGACACGACGCUUGGCUCCUCUGCUGCGAGCUCAGAUGGACGACCCGAGCGGCCACGACAGAAUCAACGCCCACAACAGGCUUCAGAGUGAGCAUAGACAGUUCUGGCGCCAUUGUGCCGCACGGAAAGACGGCAAGAUUGAUCCACUGGGCCAUGCCGAGCAGGCAGUCGUCGUUGCCCCUUGCAUCUCUGGCCGAGACUGGAUCGAGGUCAACUACGAGAUGACCAUGUGUUUGAGACGCGAGCGCGGAGCCCCGUUCAUGCCGCUGAGCUGGUUUUACUAUCUCGACCCCGACUCGCACAGGCUCACGGAGGACGACGAAGGGCUGGGCGUGUACUGGUGCAAGGAGGAGACGUGCCGGAACUACUACCGCUAUGGCCUGUCGAGACUCCACCCGUUCGUCAGGUGGGGUGAUUACAGCCAGCCCUGCCCGGAGGGUGAAUGA